CGUCUGCACGAAUGAUGCAACACGUGUAUACGAUAUGUCAGUACCGGUUCGCUAAGUAUACUUCCUACAUUAUUUCAACAUCGGAAAUGAUAUAAAUGAAUCAGACAGGUGUUCAAUAUAUGAUCGGAACAGUUGUGAAAAGAAAGUGAGCUACGCUUUUAUAUCUCAUACCGAAAAGACUGUUUAGUUUGUUUGCGUGAGCAAAAAGCCAAUAUGGCUGAUGAACAAUCCGCAGCUGUUCAGAACAUGAGUAUUGGUGAUGGCCAGACCCAAGAAGAGGAUUUUGUUGAUCCGUGGAAUGUUGCAAGUUCAUCUGCGAAAGGCAUCGAUUAUGAUAAAUUGAUAGUAAGAUUUGGAAGCUCCAAGAUUGACCAGGCACUCCUUGACAAAAUGGAGAGAGUAACUGGGAAGCCAGUCCAUCAUUUUAUACGAAGGGGAAUUUUUUUCUCGCACAGGGAUUUGCACCAAAUACUGGACAUGUAUGAGAAGAAGCAGCCGUUCUACCUGUACACCGGUCGUGGACCUUCCUCAGAGGCCAUGCACCUGGGACAUCUUAUUCCAUUUGUCAUUACAAAGUGGCUACAGGAGACUUUCGAUGUCCCGUUAGUCAUACAGAUGACGGAUGAUGAGAAGUUCCUGUGGAAGGACUUCUCAAUUGAAGAGGCGAUCAGGCUAUCAUAUGAAAACACAAAGGACAUUAUAGCUUGUGGAUUUGACCCAGAGAAGACUUUUGUCUUCAGUGAUUUUGAGUACAUUGGAAACAGCAGAGGGUUUUACAAGAACAUGUGUCAGUUUCAAAAGUUGGUGACAUUCAACCAGGUGAAGGGCUGUUUUGGUUUUGGUGACAGCGACUGCAUUGGGAAGAUCUGCUUCCCUUCCAUCCAGGCUGCACCCAGCUUCAGUUCCUCCUUCCCAGACAUCUUCAAUGGGAGGAACAACAUCCCCUGUCUGAUCCCCUGUGCUAUUGACCAGGAUCCGUAUUUCCGAAUGACAAGAGAUGUAGCACCAAGGAUGGGAUGCAUGAAGCCAGCUCUGAUGCACUCCACUUUCUUCCCUGCACUGCAAGGAGCUCAAAGCAAGAUGAGUGCCAGUGACACCAACUCAUCGAUAUUCCUGACUGACACAGAUAAACAGAUCAAGACAAAGAUCAACAAGUAUGCAUUCUCUGGAGGUCAGACAACUGUUGAGGAGCAUCGAGAAAAGGGAGGCGACUGCAGUGUUGAUGUGUCCUACCAGUACCUCACAUUCUUCAUGGAAGAUGAUGCCAGGCUAGAAGAAAUAAAACAAGGUUAUACAAGUGGUCAGAUUUUGACAGGGGAACUGAAAAAAGAGCUGAUCACACUUUUACAGAAAAUUAUUGGAGAACAUCGAGAAAGGAGGGCCAAGAUCACAGAUGAUGAGAUUAAGCUCUUUAUGAAACCACGGAAGCUCAAAUAUGAUUAUUGACACUUUAGUUGCGCAAUGUACACAAUGCACAAACAUGAACUGAUUGAAAUUGUCAUUGUAUAUUGAUGACAAAAAUUAAAAUGUGAUUAUAUCGAUAAUAUUUAUUAGGGAUGGUAUCUUCCCAUAUUGUAGUCAUGCCAUUGUCAAUAAGCUAAAAUCAACCAAUCAUUGUAAUUGAUUACCUAUGUAGAAUACUGUCUCAGUCCAAUAUAUGUUAGUAUGGUAUGACCAAGGAAGACUUAGGCUAUGUCAGAUGCUAGAAAACAUUUGUCACCAUGCUAUAUUAUUGAGAUGAAUCAGUGAAAUGGGAAGGUUUUUGUUGUGUGUGGGAUAACAUUUUACUGUUUGUACAUGUUUGUACAUUCGAGGGGCAGUUUAUUGGGGAACAAUGACAUUGUCAAUCCAAACUUCAAUGAAAGUAAUCUAUGAAGGUUAUCAGUAUGGCAUAUGCAAAUCUUAUGUCCUGUUAUAUAUCUGUUACUACAAGUGUGUAGUGCUGUCACCCACCUCAGUCUGGCAACUAACAAAUGGGAGAUAACUCUUCUGAUAACUGGUGACAUUCCUUUCACUGCCUGGGCACAAUGGGGAAUGUGGUGUUUGCACUUAUUCCACAGUGCAAGUCUCUUCAGGAACUAUAGGCCCAACACUAAGCUCUUCUGGAACUGUAGUUCCAACACCAGCCUUUUCUGGGCAUAUAGGCCCAAUACCAGCCUCUUCUGGAACUAUAGUUCCAACACCAGCCUUUUUCGAUAAUAUAGACUCAACACUGAAACUCUGGGCCCAUUUCCAACCUCUUGAUGAACUAUGGGCCCAAAAGCAACCUUUUCAGGGACAAUAGGCCCAACACCAACCUCUUCUGGAACUAUAGGCCCAACACCCAGGUUUUCUGUGACUAUAGCCUCAACACCAGCUUCUCCGGAGACAUUAGGCCAAACACAAGCCUAUACUGAAACUCUGGGUCCAAUUCCAGCCUCUUGAACAAUAGACCCAAAAGCAGCGUCUUCAGGGACAAUUGGCCCAACACCAGCCUUUCCAGGGACUACAGACUCAACACCAGCUCCUCCAAGACACGUGGCCAAACACCUGCCUCUUUUGGGAACUGUACACCUAACAGCUGUAGGCAACAUGGAGGGUACACCAAAAUGAUGAUUCUCCACAUUAUUUAUCACUCCAAAUUUAAACAAAAUAAAUAACAUCCUUUUCUCUGUCA
This is a messenger RNA of Haliotis rubra (blacklip abalone), 2656 nucleotides long. RefSeq names its product tryptophan--tRNA ligase, cytoplasmic-like. Gene Ontology annotation, molecular function: tryptophan-tRNA ligase activity; ATP binding. Lineage: Eukaryota; Metazoa; Mollusca; Gastropoda; Lepetellida; Haliotidae. Gene Ontology annotation, cellular component: cytoplasm. The transcript has 8 exons. Gene Ontology annotation, biological process: tryptophanyl-tRNA aminoacylation. The coding region runs from base 214 to 1446 and encodes 410 amino acids. The record is from RefSeq and is a predicted model, not a curated record.